This is a messenger RNA of Eufriesea mexicana, 2496 nucleotides long. RefSeq names its product SDA1 domain containing protein Mys45A (gene Mys45A). Gene Ontology annotation, biological process: ribosomal large subunit export from nucleus; ribosomal large subunit biogenesis. The coding region runs from base 106 to 2496 and encodes 796 amino acids. The transcript is spliced from 10 exons. Gene Ontology annotation, cellular component: nucleolus. NCBI's taxonomy places the organism in Eukaryota, Metazoa, Arthropoda, Insecta, Hymenoptera, Apidae. The record is from RefSeq and is a predicted model, not a curated record.
UAAGUCAAUUGAAAAGUAGCACUGUAAAGUAUUUUCUAUCCUUUGAGAAUUGCAUUGAAGUAUUAUAAAGUAACGGCUGUAUUAAGAAAUUUAAACAAUGAAAAAAUGGUGAGGCAUAAUAAUCAGUUACCAGAAAAUCUUCCACAAUUACAAAAUCUAAUCAAACGUGAUUCAGAAUCCUAUAAAGAAGAAUUUCUUCAGCAAUAUCAGCACUACAAAUCUGUUUUGGAAGUAUUUCGUUUAACACCAAAUAAAUUCAAUAAAAGUCUUGAUGAAGUAGUUAUCUUUCUAGCACAGGUGGCCCAUUGUUAUCCAAGUACAUUAGAAUCAUUUCCUCAAGAAAUCAUUGAUGUACUGCAAACAUAUAAUACAGUACUUGAUAAUGAUAUGCGAUUAACAUUUUGUAAAGCUUUAAUUCAACUACGUAACAAAUCUCUUUUAGAAUCCACUAUACUUUUAAGUUUCUUUUUUAAACUUUUAAGAUGUCAAGAUAAAAAUUUAAGGCUGUUUUUGAAAACGCAUAUUAUUACUGAUAUUAAGAAUGUGAAUGCAAAGCAAAAGAAUGCAAAAAUUAAUAUGACUCUACAAAACUUUAUGUUUUCAAUGUUAAAAGAUUCUAAUGUCAGAACUGCAAGAAUGUCGGCAAAUAUAAUGAUAGAAUUGUAUAAUAAAGGUAUUUGGAAUGAUGCGAAAACUGUAAAUGUUUUGGCAACAGGAUGUUUCACUAAAUCAACCAAAGUUAUGGUUGCUUGCUUGAAAUUCUUUUUGGGUACAGACAUAAAGGAACAGGAAAAUGAAGAGAGUGAUAGCGAUAGUGAACCAAAUAUUAAGGAAAUCAUGAUGGCUAAUAAAGUGAAUAAGAAAACGAAAAAACGCGAGAAGCAAUUAGUGAAAGCAAAACAGUUGUUAGCGAAGUCUAAGAAGAAAAUGAUGAAAGCACCAAGUUUUAAUUUCUCAGCAUUACAUUUAAUUCAUGACCCACAGGGUUUUGCAGAAAAAUUAUUUAAACAGCUGGAAAAAAAUAAUGAUAGAUUUGAAAUUAAACUUAUAACAUUGGAUGUGAUUUCAAGACUUAUCGGUUUGCAUAAUUUAUUUCUAUUAAAUUUUUAUCCUUAUCUACAAAGAUUUUUACAACCACAUCAAAGAGAUGUAACAAAACUUCUACAAUUUAUUGCCCAAGCUUGUCAUGAACUUGUACCACCUGAUACAUUGGAACCAACUGUAAAGAUAUUAGCAAAUAAUUUUGUAACAGAACGAAAUUCUGCAGAUGUUAUGGCUAUUGGAUUGAAUGCUAUCAGAGAAAUAUGUACACGAUGUCCUUUAGUUAUGAAUGCAGAUUUACUGCAGGAUUUAGUACGCUAUAAGUAUUACAAAGAACGAAGUGUAAUGAUGGCUGCACGUUCUUUAAUUACGCUGUUCAGGAAUCUGAUACCUGAUUUGUUACAUAAAAAGGAUAGAGGACGUCCUACGGAAGUAAUCAUUAAUUCUAAAAUUCCAAAAUAUGGUCAAAUUUGCGCUAAUGAUUUUAUACCAGGAGCUGAAGUUUUGCUUGAUAAUAAAUUUGAUACUGUCCAAAAAAUUUCAAAUGUUAAUGUUAAAAAUGACGAUAGUGACAAUGAAUGGAUUGAUGUAAAUGUUUUAAAUGAUGGAAAUCGUGUUGACAACGACGACGAUGAUAAACAUGAUGAUGACAAUAACAAACAUGAUGGUGACGAUGAUAAUGUCGAUGAAAAAACAGAAAAGGAGAAAAUGGUGGAGAAGGAAGAAGAGAUGGAUAAUGAUAAUAAAAUUUUAGAGCUAUGUAGUAUUGAGUCUGUGCAGAAUAAAAGUAAUGAUGUUACUGAAAUGAAUAAAAGUGGAGAAAUAGACAUUAAAAUAUAUGAAAAUAGUGUUACAAAUGAAGAUGUUAAAUCUAAAAAAAAUAAUAUCAAUACAGAAAUUAAUAAUGUCAUAAAUCAAAAUCAAGGAAUGAUAUAUGGCCCAUUGUUAAGCCUUGAAAAAAAACGAUUAAAACUGAAAAAACAAGAAACUAUAAAAUUAAUAGAAAAGAAGAUAAUUACUGAAGAGAAAAAGAAAAAGGCAACUUUGGUAUCUAUUGGACGAUUAUUAAAUGACGAAGACUUCGUAAAAAUAAAUGCAGCAUUGGCAAAACAACAAAUAACAUAUGCUAAGACCGGCUUAAAAAGAUCUCACCCUAACGAUAAUGAACGUGAAGAUUUUGUCAAAUUGACAGAUAUUGAAAAUAUAUAUAAAAAACGAAAACAUGACAAGCAAACUCGCAUUGAAUCAGUAAAGAAAGGACAAAAGGAAAGGGAAAGAUUCGGUUACAAAGAUAGACGACAGAAUCCACUUUGUAGUAAAACAAAUCGUGAAAAAAAGAAAACUAAAACAUUCCAAAUGUUAAAACAUAAAGUAAAAGGAAAAGUAAAACGCUCCUUUAAGGAAAAACAAAUUGCUUUGAGAAAUCAUUUGCUAAAGCAAAAUAGAAUAAAAUAA